AUGGCAACCAUAAGAUCCGUGUGUACCAGCAACAUGACAGAUGAAAUGACAGCGAUACUGUGCAGAGCUCUGGAGGAGCUGCCACAGAAUUUGGGACAGCUCAAUAUCAAAUUGGGCAAAGAAGGAGUAGGAGAUAGUUCACCGAAAAAGCUCGAUCUUAAAGAACUGCAUAAGAUUUCCCUGCCAUGGCUUUCUGUAGGCCUAGAAGAAGACGGGCGGAUCGCACUCAAGGUGAUGGGGGUGUACGACUCAGAUGCCUGGCUCGGAUCGGCAGGAUUACGCUUAGAAUCUGAUGAAGGGGAGUGGCCAGUCUCCUAUCAUGGAACCGACUUUCAAAUGGCAAAAUUGACUGCAAAACAAGGUUCUCAAUUGAAGAAAUGCCAGCACCCCCAAUGCAGAGAGGGGAUUUAUUCUACUCCAAACCCAGACAUCGCCGCACAGUAUGCUGCCACAUUUCAACACCAAGGUUGUACCUACCAAAUCAUGAUGCAAAAUCGAAUCAAUGCAAAGAAAUCCAUCUUUCACAAGGAAGAGGAGUAUUAUGUGACUCCUAAUGAUGAUAACAUCAGGAUGUUCCACGACGAUAUCACUGGGGCCGAAGGUCACCCGCCGGGGUUUCUCGUCCGGGCUGUCCAGCGGGAGAUCCGGCACAUCCGGCAGGAAUCGAACCCGGUUCAAGUUCAUGAGAUCCAAGGUAACGAUGUCGGACGAGAGCGACGGGUCCGUGUUCAUCAUCUCGCCGGCAGUAUCGGACCCGCUGUUCUCCCCGUUCAUGUAACGGAUGGGCUCGUGGUCGCCCGCAGGGACAGUGUAGAUCCCAGGAGGAUGGAGGUGACCGUCUCUCUCCGAAGCGCGUCCGUUGGCGAAUCCGUUCUCCCACGGCGGCUGCUUCAAGGUUAUCUGGUUCAAGGGUCGGUCGUAGGGAAGAGAGAAACUCCGACGGGAACCGAUGCUCGAGACGUCGCUCAUUGUCUCGGGAGAGGCUAA
Darwinula stevensoni is the source of this 987-nucleotide messenger RNA. The record is from the annotation of a GenBank genome assembly. NCBI's taxonomy places the organism in Eukaryota, Metazoa, Arthropoda, Ostracoda, Podocopida, Darwinulidae.